ACUACACGCCCCACGAUGCGCGCUGUGCGGGAGGCGAGUGUCCCGGAUGUUUUGUGGGCCGCCGGAAAAGAAGGGCUCCGUGUGGCGCGGCCAUCUUGCUUGUUAGCGCUGGUGCAGGGGGCUCCGCUCCGCAGAAUCGGAGGAGAAUCCCGCCGCUGGGGCGCCAUCAUGCCCGGACACCUGCAGGACGGCUUCGGCUGCGUCGUGACCAACCGGUUCGACCAGCUCCUGGACGACGAGUCCGACCCGUUCGAGAUAUUAAAGGCGGCGGAGAGCAAGAGGAAGGAGGCGGCGGGGGCCGCGGGCAGGACGGCCGCUCAGGCCGCCAAGCAGCCGCGGAGAGAGGCGGGCAAGGACAGGAAAAACCCGCUGUCUGACAAGAAGGAGGAGGCCCAGGCCCCGGUCCCGCUCAAGAAGGAUGGAAUGAGGAGGGUGGGGAGGAAGCAGGAUCAGCAGGGUCAGUCCGGCGGUCCCCCACACCACCAGGGGGCGCCGGGAGAGGGACGUCCCGCCGAGAGGAGAGCGGACAGACGGCCUCCCCGCGAGAGACGUUUCGAGAAACCGGCCGAGGACAAACCUGAGGGAGGGGACGCCGCCGUGGACAAGCCAGUGGGAGACAGGCCUCCCCGGGGUCGCGGUGGUGGACGCGGAGGCCGGGGUGGUCGUGGACGGGGCAUGGGCAGAGGAGACGGCUUCGACUCACGAGGAAAGAGGGAAUACGAGCGACACAGUGGCAGCGACAAAUCGGGACAGAAAUCUGACGACAAACGAGGAGGAGCCGGAUCACACAACUGGGGCACCACCAAGGAAGAAGCCAGCAACACUGAGGUGGAACAGACGGCUGCACCUGAGACACCUGCAGAGGGGGAGGAGCAUGCACCUGCAGACUCAGAAAACAAGGAGAACGAGGUGGAGGAGGUGAAGGAGGAGGGGCCGAAGGAGAUGACUCUGGACGAAUGGAAGGCCAUGCAGAAUAAAGAACGCGCUAAAGUGGAGUUCAACAUCCGCAAACCCAACGAGGGCGAGGACGCGCAGUGGAAGAAGGGCUACGUCCUGCACAAAUCCAAGAGCAAAGACGCCGCGAGGCCGUCUGGAGGUCUGAUUGAAGCUGCUGAACCUGAACCUGAAACUCUCCAGAAGGGUGCCUCUGACGAAGGUGCAGGUGACCAUCACUUCCGGAAGCCGGCCAACGACAUCACCUCCCAGCUGGAGAUCAACUUCGGAGACCUGGGUCGCCCGGGCCGCGGGCGGGGAGGCUCCCGCGGGGGCCGAGGAGGGCGAGGGGGAGCCCGGACCGGCCGAGGGGGCAGCAGAGCUGAGAAGGGUGGAGGCGUAUCCGUUCCCAACGUGGACGACCCGGAGGCGUUCCCGGCCCUGGCCUAAGCCCCGCCCCCUCGUGUACGAGGCUUGCAUGCUUACGGAUUCUUCGACUCUAGAAACCAGAAAAAAAAAAAAAAACGAAAUUAAAAA
Astyanax mexicanus (Mexican tetra) is the source of this 1470-nucleotide messenger RNA. It is a transcript of the gene serbp1b, whose product is annotated as SERPINE1 mRNA binding protein 1b. The record is from RefSeq and is a predicted model, not a curated record. The transcript has 9 exons. Gene Ontology annotation, cellular component: nucleus; cytoplasm. NCBI's taxonomy places the organism in Eukaryota, Metazoa, Chordata, Actinopteri, Characiformes, Acestrorhamphidae. Gene Ontology annotation, molecular function: mRNA 3'-UTR binding. Bases 16 to 1383 code for a protein of 455 amino acids.